AAAGGACAUUAGGAAGACAUACUUCCAGUCACAGUGGUUUAAAGCUGAUUUCUACACCACUUCACAUACGAGUCUCUCAAUCUGCCACUGUAAAUGUGAAGUAAGUAUAUUAUCAAACACGUUUAUAAUGGGAAACACAUUUGCAUACUCGUACCCCCACCCCUCACUCUGACAGCUUAUAUUACAACUAUAAGAAGAGCUUUUCUAUUGUCCUGGUUGUUGUCCACAUUCGGGAUUAUGGUAGGUCCAGUGAUGGGGAGUCUUUGCUGGAUCAGUGCUGGGCAGAGGUCUGGAGGCUGGAAGACUCAAUGUACCUGAAGAUGUCAUCAUACCUGGGGUUGAACAUCUACGUAAGAUGCCCUUCCAUGCUGAGUUCGAUCUGAAAACCCAUCUGAUGAGGCCCUAUCCAGGACGCAACGUCCUUCAGGAGAGUCACAUUUUUAGCUACAGAAUUCCUUGAAAUGUCGUGGGAAAUGUCUCCGGCAUCCAAGCAUCCAGGUGGCGGAUCUUCCAGAGAAGGAUCUACCCCUCCCGAAAAAAAAUGGAUGCCAUUGUGCUGUCAGCCUGCAUUUGCACAACUUUCUCCUCAAACACACACAGAAUCGGAGAUGGUCUGAUGAGCGGGACGGGAAACAACUGGAAGACGUGGAGAGGAUGGGGGGGCAACAGAGGUGUCAGCUCUGCCAUGAAUCAGUGUGAGGAGACAGAGGAAGGAGUCCUACCCCAUAAAACCAUUCAGUGUGGGGAAGCAGACAGCCUUACCGAACCUCAGAGGCCACAGCAGGAGCAGCAUGGAGAAGAUGCUUCUGAACCAGGACCCAGCUGUGUGUCCUUGAAGAGUGACUUUUCGAAGGAGGAUGUUAUUAACUUCCCUAAAUUUCUAGAGAAGAUGUCUGAGGUUGACAGCAUUCCGUCUGCCCAGGAGCCUCCCAAACAACUGGAAUCAGUAUUUUCGCUGCUUGAGGAGAAAAUUGUCACUUAUGUCAAGAAUGAACUGAAGUGGCACCAGAAGGUUCUGAGUUCAGAUCCACAAAGCUCAGAGACGCAGAGGGAGGAAGCAGAUGGUGGCAGCAGAGAGGCAUUUCUGAAGAUCUUGUUGCACUUCCUGAAGAGUAUGAAGGAGGAGGAGCUGGCUAACUGUCUGCAGAGCAGAGGUCUUGCUGCACAUUGCCAGCGUGAACUGAAAUCUAAUCUGAAAAAAAAGUUCAACUGUUUGUUUGAGGGGACUGCUAAAAGUGGAAACCCAACUCCUCUGAAUCAGAUCUACACAGAGCUCUACAUCACAGAGGGAGUGGGUGGAGGGGUCAAUGAUGAACAUGAGGUCAGACAGAUUGAAAAAGCAUCCAGGACACCAAUCAAAACAGAAACGACAAUCAGAUGUGAAGACAUAUUUAAACCCUCACCUGGGAGAGAUCAACCAGUCAGAACAGUGAUGAUGAAGGGAGUGGCUGGCAUUGGCAAAACAGUCUUAACACAGAAAUACACUCUGGACUGGGCUGAAGACAAAGCCAAUCAAGACAUACAGUUCACAUUCCCAUUCACUUUCAGAGAGCUGAAUGUGCUGAAAAACAAAGAAUACAGUUUGGUGAAACUACUUCAUGACCACUUCAAUGAAACCAAGGAGGCAGGAAUCUGCAAGUUUGAAGAGUUCAAGGUUUUGUUCAUCUUUGAUGGUCUGGAUGAGUGUCGACUUCCCCUCAACUUCCAAAACAAUGAGAUCUUGACUGAUGCUGAAGAAUUAACCUCGGUGGAUGUGCUGCUGACAAACCUCAUCAGCGGGAAACUGCUCCCCUCUGCUCACCUCUGGAUAACCACACGACCUGCAGCAGCCAAUCAGAUCCCGUCUGAGAUGAUUGACAUGGUGACAGAGGUGAGAGGCUUCACUGACCCACAGAAGGAGGAGUAUUUCAGAAAAAGAUUCAGAGAUGAGGAGCAGGCCGGCAGAAUUAUCUCCCAUAUCAAGACAUCACGAAGCCUCCACAUCAUGUGCCACAUCCCAGUAUUCUGCUGGAUCACUGCAACAGUUCUGGAGGAUGCCUUGAAAACUAAAAAGGUGGAUAUGCUGCCUCAGACCCUGACUGAGAUGUACAUCCAUCUCCUGGUGGUUCAGUCCAAACUGAAGAACAUCAAGUAUGAUGGAGGAGCUGAGACAGAUUCACACUGGAAUCCGGAGACCAAAAACAUGACCCUGUCUCUUGGAAAACUUGCUUUUGAGCAGUUGCAAAAAGGCAACGUGACCUUCUAUGAAUCAGACCUGACAGAGUGUGGCAUCGAUGUCAGAGCGGCCUCCGUGUUCUCAGGGGUGUUCACACAGAUCUUUAAAGAGGUGAACGGGUUUGGCCAGGAAAAGAGCUUUUGCUUUGUUCAUUUGAGUGUUCAGGAGUUUCUGGCUGCUCUUUACGUCCAUCUGAUGUUCAUCAACUCUGGAGUCAAUCUUCUGUCAGAGGAACAACUGAUCUUCCAGAAGUCAACAGAAGAAAAAUCAACAAUUGAAGCAAAAUUUGCAGUGGCACACUUCUACCAGAGUGCAGUGGACAAGGCCUUACAGAACUCAAAUGGACACCUGGACUUGUUCCUCCGCUUCCUCCUGGGCCUUUCACUAGAAACAAAUCAGAUUCUCCUAAGAGGCUUGCAGACACAGACAGGAAGUAUCUCACAGAUCAAGCAGGAAACAGUCAGAUACAUCAAGAGGAAGAUAGAGGCGAGUGCCUCAACAGAGAGGAGCAUCAAUCUGUUCCACUGUCUGAAGGAGCUAAAUGACCAAUCUCUAUUGGAGGAGAUCCAGGGGUUCCUCAGUUCAGGAAGAAUCUCCAGUGGGAAUCUCUCUCCUGCUCAGUGGUCAGCUCUGGUCUUCAUCUUACUGACAUCAGAAAAAGAGCUGGAUGUGUUUGACCUUUGCAAAUACUCUGCUUCUGAAGGGGCUCUUCUGAGGCUGCUGCCACUGGUCAAAGCCUCCAAGAAAGCUCUGCUGAGUGGCUGUAACCUCUCAGAGAGAAGCUGUGAAGCUUUGUCCUCAGUUCUCAGCUCACAGUCUUCUAGUCUGAGAGUCCUGGACCUGAGCAACAACAACCUGCAGGAUUCAGGAGUGACGCUUCUCUCUGCUGGACUGAAGAGUCCUCAUUGUACACUGGAAACUCUCAGGCUGAGAGUGUGUAACCUCUCAGAGAGAAGCUGUGAAGCUCUGUCCUCAGUUCUCAGCUCACAGUCUUCUAGUCUGAGAGUCCUGGACCUGAGCAACAACGACCUGAAGGAUUCAGGAGUGAGGCAUCUCUCUGAUGGACUGAAGAGUACUCAUUGUAAAGUGGAAAUGCUUGGGCUGUCAGGUUGCAUGAUCACAGAGAAAGGCUGUGCCUCUAUAGCCUCAGCUCUGAGUUCCAACCCCUCCCAUCUGAGAGAGCUCGACCUGAGCUACAAUCAUCCAGGAGAGACAGAAGAGAUGCUGCUGUCUGCUGGACUGGAGGAUCCACACUGGAGACUGAACACUCUUAGGUUGGAGCCUCGCGGAGUCCGAUGGUUGACACCAGGUCUGAGGAAGUAUUUCUGUGAACUUACUCUGGACCCAAACACAGCAAACAGAAACCUCAUACUGUCUGACAACAACAGAAAGGUGACAUGGGUCUUAAUUGACCAGUCAUACUCUGAUCACCCAGAGAGAUUUGACUACUGCUGUCAGCUGUUGUGUACGAAUGGUCUGACUGGCCGCUCUUACUGGGAGGUUGAGUGGGAGGGAGAGGAUCUUAUAUCAGUGAGUUACAGUGGUAUCAGAAGGAAAGGAGGCGUAGCCGACAGCAGGUUUGGAGGAAAUGAUCAGUCCUGGAGUCUGUGCUGCUCUGCUGGUGGUUACUCUGUCUGGCACAACAACAUAGAAAUUGUCCUGCCCUUCUCUUCCUCCUCUGACUCUAACAGAGUAUCGGUGUAUGUGGACUAUCCUGCUGGCACUUUGUCCUUCUACAAGGUCUCCUGUGACAAGCUGAUCCACCUCUACACCUUCCACUGCACAUUCACUGAACCACUCUACCCUGGGUUUGGGUUCUUGUUUGGUUUUAGAGUCUAUCCAGGUUUCUCAGUGUCUCUGUGUCCAAUGUAGAAGCUCCAAGACGUUCACACUAUCAUCAGCCAUGCAUGGAAAAAUGCAGCCCUCUCAUUCAUUUCAAAGGGUUCAGGAUUAACUUUCAUUGCAGCAUGACAUGAUAUGAUCAAGUAAAACAUUUUUUCUGACCAAUCAAAAAAAAAAGUUCCUGAUUAAUUAUUUUAUAACUUGAACAGCAUUUUUCUACCGUUUACCUCACAAUUGUUGAGAAACAAGAUAAAAUAGUUCUCACUGCGACAACUUUUCAGAAUGUAAAGUCUUGUCUCUGAAAAUUAUUAACUGGUGUGCAGUGUUUUGGCAUCUGAUAAGUCACCUCUCAUGCUGAUCCACCUCUACACCUUCCACUGCACAUUCACUGAACCUCUCUACCCUGAGUUUGGAUUCUUUUUUGGUUUUAGCGUCUAUCCAGGUUUCUCAGUGUCUCUGUUUUCGAUGUAGAAGCUCCUAUGGUGUAGAGAAACAUUCACACUUCUGUAAAUAGAUCCGUCUGUACAAAUUCUUACACACAUAUAGACACACCAUCCAUCCAUCCAUCCAUCCAUUUUCUGACGCUUAUAUGAAGUCACGUCACGGUGGCAGCAGGUUUAGCAAGGCAGCCCAGACAUCCCUCUCCUUAGCAAUGUUCCAGCUCCUCCUGGGGCAUCCUGAGGCGUUCCCAGGCCAGAUGAGAUAAAUCAUUUCUCCAGCAUGUUCUGGGUCUACCCCGGGUACUCCUACCAGAUGGAUGUGUCCAGAAUGGAAGGCACCCAGGAGGCGUCCUAAUAGAUUCCCAUACCACUUCAACUGGCUCCUUUCAAUGCAAAGGAGCAGCAGCUCUACUCCAAGCUCCCUGCAGAUGUCAGAGCUCCUUAUCGUAUCUUUAAGGCUGAGUCCAGCCACCCCAUGGAGGAAACUCAUUUCAGUCGGUUGUAUCUCAUUUGGGGCAGAAACUCCAUCCUAACCUGAAGGGAGCAAUCCACCGUUUUCCAGCAGAGUACCGUGGCCUCAGACUUGGACAUGCUGACCCUCAUCCUAGCUGUUUCACACAUGGCUACACACUGCCCAAGUGCAUGCUGAAGGUCUCGAUCCAAUUAAGCUAACAGAACCAUGUCAUCUGCAAAUAGCCGAGAUCCAAACUGGACGUUCUCCUCCUCCCGGCUGUGCCAUGAAAUCCUGUCCAUGAAGAUCAGAAACAGGACUGGUGACGCGGGACAGCGCUAGCGGAGGCCAACACUCACCUAAAAUCAUGUUUAACGUCCUGCCGCGAAUAUGGACAUAACUCUAACUUCGGUAAUAUAGGAACCAAAUUGCUCGUAGCAACAGCCCGGAACCCUAUAUUCCUGCAGUUUCCCCCACAAGAUCCCCAACGGACCCGGUCAUAGGCCUUCUGCAAGUCCACAAAGCACAUGUAGACUAGAUGGGCAAACUCCCAUGACCCCUCAAGUAGCCUUGCAAGGGUAAAGAGUUGAUCCAGUGUUCCAUGGCCAGGACGGAAUUCGCAUUGCUCCUCCUGAAUCUGAGGUUCGACGAUUGGUCGGAGCCACCAUUCCAGACCCCUGGAAUAAGCUUUGGCUGAGAGGCUGAGCAGUGUGAUACCAAAAUAAUUUGAGCACAUCCUCCCCCAUUUUAAAAAUGGGAACCACCACCCUGGUAUGCCAGUCCACAGGUACUGUCUUUGCCGUCCCCUUUGCCCUCUCCUCCCCUGCUGAAAACAGCCUGGACCAAACCCUGCUUCCCCUUUAUAAGACACCAGAUGGUUUGCCAGAACUUCCUUUAAGCAAACCAAAAGUCCUGCUGGUACCUGUGUACUGAUUGAGAAGACCCCUUGGCUUGGACAGCCAGGUCCAUAAGGCCUCCUUCUUCAGCUUGACGGCUUCCCCCACCACCAGUGUCCACUAGCAGGUUCUUGGGUUGCUGGCACAACAGGCACUGACAACCUUCUGACCACAACCCCAAACAGCCGCGUCCACAAUGAAUGGAACAUGGCCCACUCAGAUUCCAUGUCCCUUACCCCAGGAUGCGUUCAAAUGAGGUGGGAAUUAAAGAUCUCACGGACAGGGGGCUUUGCCAGUUUGUCAUGAAAACUGCAGUAGUUUUUAUAGUCCCAGGUUAACUUUCAGCACAAUUGAUUCAAUGCUUGUCUAUUUGCAAAUAUGUCCUCCACAAAAUAUCACUGGCUGUAACCUUACUACAGGUUGAAAUAUCUUUCAUUCAGACUUUUGUUUUACUGAUGAACGAGCAUCAUGUUUUGUUUCAUAUAAGAACAGGCUUUAUAGGCUGUCGUGUUGACUUUGAUAUACUGGUAAAACUGCUCAUGUAUAAGCCUUUGAAUGGACAUUGUCAUGUCCCUGUCU
This is a messenger RNA of Xiphias gladius (swordfish), 6423 nucleotides long. RefSeq names its product protein NLRC3-like. NCBI's taxonomy places the organism in Eukaryota, Metazoa, Chordata, Actinopteri, Istiophoriformes, Xiphiidae. Gene Ontology annotation, molecular function: protein binding. The transcript has 11 exons. The coding region runs from base 542 to 4087 and encodes 1181 amino acids. The record is from RefSeq and is a predicted model, not a curated record.